CGCUGGGAUGGUCAACGGUGCCAGCGCGGAUCACGAGAACAUCCGGGACGGCGCUGGGAUAGACACAGAGCUCGCUUUGGUGUACCGAGACGGCAACCUCGUCUCGGGCUCACUCGAGGCGUUGGUGCAGCACAUGGUGCCUACGGAGGAUUAUUAUCCCGAUCGGGCGUACCUCUUCGCCUUUUUGCUGAGCGCCAGGCUCUUCAUCAAGCCGCACGAGCUUUUGGGCGAGGUUUGCGCGCUCUGCGAGCAUCAGCAGAAUCUGAAUGGCGAGGGCGGUAAGGAACGACUGCAUCGCUUCGUGCCGCGGCUGGUGCAGCUGCUGGCGGAAUGGACGGAAACAUUCCCGUACGACUUUCGGGACGAGAGGGUGAUGGGCCACGUCAGAUCCAUCACGCAGAAAGUCGCUGCGGUCGACGCCGCGGCCAGGCAGGAAGUUUCGGCGCUGCUGCAAAACUUGCUGCUACGACUGACGGCUCUGGAAAGGUACGAGGAGGGCCUGGCCAGACUGGCGACCGAGGCAGCGACGGAGCAGCUUACACAGGUGGACGUUACCGAACUUUGUCCAUCAGCCACUGUAUUGGCGCAACAACUGACUCACGUGGAACUCGAGAGGCUCUCUUAUAUCGGACCCGAGGAAUUCGUACAGGCCUUCGCCAAGGAAUCGCCGCAUUUGGAAACAUCGUUCAAAGAUAUGAAGAAAACCCGGAAUCUCGAAUCGUACGUUCAAUGGUUCAACAGACUGAGCUACUUCGUAGCGACAGAAGUCUGUAAGCACGCGAAGAAAAAGCAACGCGUUCGCGUCGUCGAGUACUGGAUCGAGACCGCCAGAGAAUGCUUCAACAUCGGCAACUUUAAUUCCCUGAUGGCGAUCAUCGCCGGCCUCAACAUGUCCCCGAUAUCCCGCUUGAAGAAGACGUGGUCAAAGGUGCAAUCCGCCAAGUUCUCAAUCCUGGAACAUCAGAUGGACCCGAGCAGCAAUUUCAGCAGUUAUCGUAGCACGUUGAAGGCCGCAAUGUGGCGUAGCGCUGGCGCCACUGACGAACGCCAGCGGAUCGUAGUGCCCUUCUUCAGCCUUCUCGUCAAGGACCUUUACUUUCUCAACGAGGGUUGCAGCAACAAGUGA
Pseudomyrmex gracilis is the source of this 1126-nucleotide messenger RNA. RefSeq names its product ras-GEF domain-containing family member 1B. Gene Ontology annotation, molecular function: guanyl-nucleotide exchange factor activity. Gene Ontology annotation, cellular component: plasma membrane. NCBI's taxonomy places the organism in Eukaryota, Metazoa, Arthropoda, Insecta, Hymenoptera, Formicidae. The transcript is spliced from 7 exons. The record is from RefSeq and is a predicted model, not a curated record. The coding region runs from base 8 to 1126 and encodes 372 amino acids. Gene Ontology annotation, biological process: Ras protein signal transduction; positive regulation of GTPase activity.